CAAAAAGGAGCUCUAAUGAAUUUUUGAAAACGCUCCCAAAAAUUGAUUAGGAUUUUGGAUGCGAAUCUUUUCUCAAGAGCCAAUGUGCGUCUUAAGACCUGGUUCGACAGCCAAAUCGAUCGGCACCCAAUCAUUUGUUCGUCUGCGGUUGGUUUGAGUGGUUGUCUCGGUUGUUGUGGCUAUCUAUUGAAUUGAACUAUCUAUCAGAUCAACCAUGGAGACUCCUUCGACCUAUGCUGCUGGUGGACUGGACGACGACGACGACGAGACAGCCCGUGCAUUUGCUGCCAUUUCUCAGCAGUUGGAUCAAUGGACAUCUCCUCGCUUAAAGCAGCAACAACAGCAACCGCAACAGCCACAUAUCGAAUCUUGGUCGGAUGAACACGACGAUGACGACGAUGACGAUGAGGAGGAACCUGCUCCUCCCGCGUCGUAUAGCUAUGAACGCAAUCCCUUGGAUUGGUGGAACCGAGAGCUCGUGAGUCCAGCGGCCGACCAGCAAGACGAUGACAUGAUGAUUGCUCCCAACAGUAGUCAAUUGCGCGUCACGAGAACCUCCUCCGCCAAGAAGAGCAGCAGUAUGACGGGGACACCCCAAAAGCGAUCGACUGUCGAACGAGCCGCCACUCCCAUCAUGAGCAACUCCUCCAAGAAAAAUAAGAUUCCCAGUAAAUACGCCGAUUCGUUGACCAAAGGAGGAAGUUUGAUGCGCAAUUUGGACAACAACGAUCAAGACAACAAUAACAAUAACAAUGAUUCCUCCUUGAUGAUGGAAGACGACGAUGACAUGAUGUCUGUCAAUGUCCAGUCACCGUGGGCACAACAACAGCAACAACAAUCAAGCAGCAGCAGUAGAAAGCCGACGACACCGCAGAACUAUUGGGGCGCACCGCCGACACCCCGCGCGUUGCCGUCCUUUCGAAAUCAGCAGUACGAAUAUCGACGCUAUCACGAUGGAUUGUUGGCAUUUCUCAAAGCACGACGAAGUCUGUCGGAUCGGAUUGACAUGGAUCGAGAGGAGCAGGCCCUCGAUACUGCCAUGAUGAUGAUUACCAACUCUGACAAUGACAAUACUACAUCAUCAUCCUCCAAACUGGCGCACGAAGAGACAAUGGCCGAACUGGAAUUUUUAAAAACACUCAAAUUGCUCUGUUGGGAACGAUCCGAUCUGCGAGAGGGAAAUUUCUGGGCCGUAGUGGCGGAACUGCGAACGUUGGGGUUGGCCGCCUUGGUGUGGGCCGACGAUCCUGGAUCGCUGCGACAAAGUGUCAAAGCAUCCACGGCCUUUUUCGAAAUCAAUGCCAUGAAUGUGUCUUCGACUCCCAAGGAAUUGUUGGAAGACAUGGCUGGAAGCGCAACAGGCGUUCCGUUGAUUCUAUUGCGUCGCAAACGCAUCUUGACUGCAUUGGAGCAUUGCUUCAAUCAACUCGUGUCCAAAGAAACCAAUGCGUCGGUAUCCAUAUCCACACGAAACAGCAACAACAGUGAUGAUGAUACUAAUUUGGGCGAACGCAGUCCUCGCCACAUGGAAAAUGUCAUGAAAUCCUGCUUGUCACUAUGUUUGGCGGGACGAUUGCAAGAUGCGCGUGUGUUGCUGCGAAAGGCAGGGCAACCGUGGAUGGCAGCCAAAUUGGGAGGGGGUGUGCCAGCAGGAUUCAACAAGGUCGUCGCCGACGACAACCAGACGGUCGAAAUGGUAAAAGUGGGGAAUGUCAAUCGUCCCUUGUGGAAACGACAGAUCUGGACGUUGUCGCAAAAAAUGAACAAGAGUAGCGAUGCGCUGCCAGAAGAAGCCGCCAUUCAUUCUCUUCUGGCCAAUGACUACCGCAGCGCCAUGGAGAAUCCCGCUCUGAGGUCCUGGGAAAAGGGGCUCUAUGCCAUCCUUCAUGCCGUGUGGGGUCGAAGCGAAGAUGAGCAGCUUCAUUUGCACAAUAACCAUCGACGACAGUCUCGGCCACCGUUUCCCGGGACGUUGUACGAAGAUUGUGAACGAGCGCAGCUGCAAGCCACCUCGGAAUUGGCAAACCUUUCCGAACAGGGUGUCAUUGACAUGCUCGCCUCGUUUGAUAAUUCUUCCAGAGGUGGACUGGACAACCUCUGUCAAGCCAUUUCAGCCUUGCUGGUGGGUUCCUCGGCGCUUUCCAACUAUUUGAUUCAAGAAACAGAAACGUUGACCAACAGUGAUGCAGAGGAACCCGAAGAUAUGGUGUCUCGUCUCCGAUUCGUCACCCAUGUGCUGCUGUAUCUGGAUUCCUUGACGGCCUGUACAACACCGGUCUCGCUGCCAGGGAUCCAGGAUGCGAAGGACCAGGCUCUCUUUGCGUACGUGGACCACCUGGCCAAUCACGAGGAAUUGUGGCAUUUCUUGGUCCUUUACGCGAGCUUGCUCCCUGAACACGUCAUCACGAGCUACUUUCCCACUUUGCUGGUUCGAGUCGAGGGAGCUGAGGAACGAAGAAUUAUGGUGCAACAGACGCGGGAAUUGCUUCCCAGGCUUGAUUUGACACUCCUCAAGGUUGUCGUUCGUUCCAUUCUGGCCGAGGAAGAUGACAUUAUGACGUCUGGUGGUCGUGAAGACGCUGCCAACAACGUUCCGUCCCGAUCCGACAUUCGAAAGAUGAAGGCGAUCCAAUGGUUGUGCUUUUAUCCGGAGCAUGCUGGAGAUGCCUUGAUUGCUGCAAACAUUUUGCUUCGAAAGUUUGCGGCGCAAAACAAGCUUGCGAGUGCUGCCAUGUUCUUGCAGGACUUUUUGCCAGCAGGGGUCAUCUCGGUCGCCAUGUCUUCCACUGAAGUGAACAAAGAAGACAAUGUUGAAGCCGUGGCCGAGAAUGAGAUCUAUCAAGCUCUAGUCGGGAGAGCUAAAACUGAGCACGUUUCCUUCCAGUCCUACCUCAAGGCAUUCAGAGCUGUGGAAGAAUGGCGUCUCGUCAUUGGGAGUACUCCAGCUUCGGGGUCAGCUGUGGAUGACAAGGUCGAUUCAAGCGCACUCAAUGAACGCGAGCAGUCGAUCGCUAAGUCCAUGGAGCGUCGCGAAGUCAUUCUUCAAAAGCGCAAGGUCAGCCACAUGAUUGUUGAGGCUGCGGACACGGCUACGAAAGAUAUCAUGCGUGUCCUGGUUCACGAUGGUGGCUGGCUAGCUGAUUCGGAUGCUGAUACUGGAUUCAAGGACAACACCACUGAAGGCGCAACGCGAAGGCAGGAGAUUCGAGCUCUGCGUUCACGCAUGCUGCCAUAUGCGGUGAAGCUGUACACUGAAGUAUGCCAGGAAACGGCGUUGUGGAUGUGGAAUUCUUUGCUGGAUGGGUCCCCUGUUCUUGGUUCCAGCCCCAAAGAAGUGCUGGAAGCGCUGGAUCAGAAUGCUUCCAUGGACGGAGACGAUAUCGCGUCUACGGUGCCUCCGAUAUCCCCAAGAUACUGGACGCAUGACGCUCUCGAGUUGGCGGAGAUUGUGUCUUCUGACGAGUUCCUGGUGGCAGAAGCUUUUGGAGCCGCAGAUCUGAAGGAAAUGCUAAACAAAUUAUCGGAUAUUUCCCUUGAAGACUUGACGUACACGACAUGAGGAGAGGCUAGGAUGUUUGUCCAGUGUUGAAGGGAACGAGUAACUAUGGUGCAGCAAUGCCGUAUCGUACCGUAGCUAAGAUAAGCAUUUUCGUUCCUGUCUGUCCGAAUCUAAAACGUAAAAGUAGCCGACUUGUGAUCUCUAAAGAACAGCGUACGGUACUAC
Molecule: messenger RNA, 3724 nt
Organism: Seminavis robusta
Lineage: Eukaryota; Bacillariophyta; Bacillariophyceae; Naviculales; Naviculaceae
Source: the annotation of a GenBank genome assembly